Sclerotinia trifoliorum is the source of this 1790-nucleotide messenger RNA. The record is from the annotation of a GenBank genome assembly. NCBI's taxonomy places the organism in Eukaryota, Fungi, Ascomycota, Leotiomycetes, Helotiales, Sclerotiniaceae.
UGCAGGAAAGUCUAACCAGAUAUUCCAAGUUCUACAGUAGUCGGUUCGGAUAUAAAGCUUUUGUGGCCCUGCUCCUUCUGUAGAGCUGUUUAUAUAUCAUUCGCGAAGUCCCCUUCCUUAGUUUUGUUUCACACAUUAUUUCAAGUUUCUACAUACUUUACUUUAGCUACUCUCGUUUCUAAAUUGAUCUAUCAGAUUUCCGCUGAGUCUAUGAUAUCACCAUUUUCAUACGUGUAACAAAACUUGCCGUCCAUACAUCAGUACAACGUAGUCGAGAUUUACCUUUUUGUUGACCAUUGAUAUACUGGUUGGUGGCGAAUUUAUAAGGCUCAAUCAUUGGAGUUUGUAAAAACCAUUGACUAUCAAUCAUAUCGUUCCAUACACUCAACUCUCAAAUCGAUCAAACCCAGGUUUCCACUAUCCACGAAUCAACCCCCGCCGUUCCCUCCCUUCACUCGCACCACGAAUUCUUUCAAUCCCUCCAAAAUGUUCAGCAAAACCUCCACCUCAACCCGAAAACCUCAUAUUCUAAUCUCGGGCUCCAGUAUCGCCGGUCCUGCCCUAGCCUACUGGCUCCAUCGCGCCUCCAUAGGAACCACAAUCAUCGAACGAUCACCCUUCUUACGUUCUGCCGGCCAAGGAAUUGACAUUCGAGGUCCUGCCCGCGGUGUUGUAGCUCGGAUGGGACUCGAUUCUGCCAUUCGCUCAAAGGUAACCCACGAACUAGGUCUACAAUUUGUAGACAAGACUGGUUACCCUAAAGCCUCCUUUCCCAUGGAUCCAAAUGGGAAUUCGUUUACGAGUGAUAUUGAGAUAUUACGAGGGGAUCUUUCAGAGGUCUUUUAUGAAAGUACCAAGGAGACAUGUGAGUAUAUUUGGGAUGAUUAUAUUACUGGGCUUGAAGAGAUGGAUGAAGCUGUUCUUGUUACUUUUGCAAAAGGAAAACAGAGAAUGUUUGAUUUGGUCGUCGGAGCCGAUGGAUUACGUUCAAAAACUAGACGUCUUGCUAUUCCCCUCCCAAAUGACGGUAUGAAAUCACUGAAUCAAUAUGCAACAUACUUUACCAUGCCUAAGCAAUCCCAAGACGAUGGAUGGGGGAAAUGGUAUAACGCCAGUCGUGGUCGUAUGGUAUUAAUGCGUCCGGAUAAUAUUCACCAUGGUACAACUACAAGAAUAUAUCUCAGUAUCACCGACCCAAACAAAACCUGCAAAUUAGUCAAUUAUCUGAAAAUGACACCCGAGGAACAAAAACGUGCGUGGAGAGAAGAAAUGAGUGGUAUGGGAUGGGAAAUCGAGAGAGUUCUAGAUGAAAUGGAUAAAGCUUCAGAUUACUACAUGCAAGAAAUCGCACAAAUAAAUCCCCCUCAAUUCUACAAAGGUAAAAUCGCUCUAGUAGGAGAUGCGGGAUAUUGUCCCUCUCCUCUGUCCGGAAUGGGAACUAGUUCAGCUAUCCUAGGAGCAUAUCAUCUCGCAGGAGAAUUGGGAGCAUGCGACGGGAAUUGGGAAGAAGGAUUGAAAAAGUAUGAGGAGAUCAUGAGACCGUUUAUGGAGAAUGUACAGAAACUUCCGCCUGGGGUUCCGGGAAUUGUUAGUCCGCAGACGGAAUGGGGGAUUACGGUUUUACAUGGGGUUUUGGGGGUUUUGUCGUGGACGAGGGUGGCGACUUUGUUUGGGGGGUUGGUUACCUGGGGUGAGAAGGUGGAUGACGGGUUGGAUAGGUAUGAGUGGAAGGAAUGAGGGUUGGGGUUUGGGGAUGGUGUUGGUUAUUAUUAAGAUUGUUUAUAGGAAGA